Epinephelus moara (kelp grouper) is the source of this 7604-nucleotide messenger RNA. RefSeq names its product SWI/SNF related, matrix associated, actin dependent regulator of chromatin, subfamily a, member 2 (gene smarca2). The record is from RefSeq and is a predicted model, not a curated record. Gene Ontology annotation, biological process: positive regulation of transcription by RNA polymerase II. Gene Ontology annotation, cellular component: nucleus. NCBI's taxonomy places the organism in Eukaryota, Metazoa, Chordata, Actinopteri, Perciformes, Serranidae. The transcript has 34 exons. Gene Ontology annotation, molecular function: ATP binding; DNA binding; histone binding. Bases 159 to 4910 code for a protein of 1583 amino acids.
AGAAGAAAAACUUUAAUAUGUCAGCAAAACAACACUGAGGGGGAGUGAACUUUUGGACAGCAGUCAUAUUUUGAAGAAACAUUACAAUAUUUCCAUCUAAUUGUGUGCAGUUACAGUUCAGCCGAAAGCUGCCUGGUAUGCUCCCAGCAAUUCAGUAGAUGUCCACCCCUUCAGACACAUCAGGUGGUAUGUCCCAUCCUGGCCCUUCUCCGGGGGCAGGUCUAUCCCCGGGGCCCAUCUUGGGCCCUAGCCCUGGACCAGACCCCUCCCCAGGCUCUGUUCACAGCAUGAUGGGACCCAGCCCUGGACCUGGAACACCCAACGCACCUCAUGGCAUGCAGGGACAGGGACAAAGUGACUAUUCUCAGGACAGCAUGUAUCCUAUGCACAAGACAAUGGAGGGAAUGAAUGAAAAGACCAUGGCAGAUGCAAUGCACUUUGGUCACAUGAAAGGUGUGGGGAUGAGAUCUCUGCAUAGUGGUAUGGGACCUCCACAGAGUCCAAUGGAUCAGCACAGCCAAGGAUACAUGUCCCCUCAUCCAUCCCCCAUGGGUGUCCAUGAGCAUGCCUCUAGUCCCAUGUCAGGAGGUGGAGGUGGUGGGGGACCCACGCCUCCCCACAUGCCUCCCUCCCAGUCAGGCCCUAUGAUGCCCAUGGAUCCCCAGACAGCUGUGCCCAACAUGUCCAACAUGAGCCAGCAGGGGCGGGGACCUUCUGCUUUCAGUCCAGUCCAGCUGCAGCAGCUCAGAGCUCAGAUCCUCGCCUAUAAAAUCCUGGGUCGUGGGCAACCCUUACCUGAAAACCUUCAACUGGCUGUUCAGGGCAAGAGGAGCCUACCCACAAUGCAACAGCAGCAACAGCAACAACAGCAGCAGGCACCUACUGCUAGUCCUUACAACAGGCCUCCAGGUAUGCCAAUGGCACCUUUGGGUGGUCCCCAGUCAAGUCCCUGCCCUACCCCAACCAUGCAAGGACACAAUCAAAGCACAGGACCCAAACCGUGGUCUGAUGGUCAGGUUGGUGAAAAUCAAGCCAGCGCUCAGAAGCACCUCACUCCAGUUGCCAGCGGACGCCCGUCCCCUGCACCACCUCAGGCCGCGCCCGUGCCAGCAGGACCCAUGCCAGGCAGUUCAGUGACCCCUCAGCCUCCCGGGCAGCAGGUGUCCCCCAUGCUUCAGAUGCAGAAACAGAACCGCGUCACACCAAUCCAGAAGCCUCAGGGCCUGGACCCAGUGGGGAUCCUGCAAGAGAGAGAGUACAGGUUGCAGGCUCGGAUAGCACACCGAAUCCAGGAGCUGGAAAGUUUGCCAGGCUCUCUGCCCCCUGAUCUGAGGACUAAAGCCACAGUGGAGCUCAAGGCACUGCGUUUACUCAACUUCCAGCGGCAGCUGAGACAGGAUGUGGUGGCAUGUAUGAGGCGAGACACGACCCUGGAGACGGCCCUCAACUCAAAGGCUUACAGACGCAGCAAGCGGCAGACGCUGAGGGAGGCCCGCAUGACCGAGAAGCUGGAGAAGCAGCAGAAGCUCGAGCAGGAGAAGAAGCGCAGACAGAAACAUCAGGAGUAUCUCAACAGUAUCCUUCAGCAUGCUAAAGACUUCAAAGAGUAUCACCGCUCAGUGUCUGGCAAAAUGCAGAAACUCACCAGAGCCAUCGCCACCUGGCACACCAACACAGAGCGGGAACAGAAGAAGGAGACUGAGAGAAUCGAGAAGGAGAGGAUGAGGAGACUGAUGGCAGAAGAUGAGGAAGGCUACCGAAAACUCAUCGACCAAAAGAAAGACAAGCGUCUGGCCUACUUGCUGCAGCAGACGGAUGAAUAUGUGGCCAACCUCACCACCCUGGUGCAUGAACACAAAGCUGCCCAAGCUGCCAAGGAGAAGAAAAGGAGGAAGAAGAAAAAGAAGAAGUUGGACGGAGAUGGUGAAGGUCCCAGUGCCAUUGGACCUGAUGGAGAGCCCAUGGAUGAGAGCAGCCAAAUGAGUGAGCUGCCAGUCAAAGUGAUUCAGACAGAGACUGGGAAAGUUUUGCAGGGAACGGAUGCUCCCAAAUCCAGCCAACUGGAGGCCUGGCUCGAGAUGAACCCUGGGUAUGAGGUCGCCCCACGGUCAGACAGUGAGGAGAGCGGCUCAGAGUUUGAGGAGGAGGAGGAAGAGGAGGGGGCCAAGCCAGAAACAGAGGAGAAGAAGAUAAUCGAUCCCAAUGAAGAUGAAGUGCCUGGGGCGGCUGCGAAGGAUAUUAUCGAGACAGCCAAGCAAGAUGUGGAUGAUGAGUACAGUGUUCCCACUGGACAAACCAGCUCCCAGUCUUACUAUGGUGUGGCCCAUGCUGUCAUUGAGAGGGUGGAGAAGCAGUCGUCGCUGCUGAUCAACGGCACUCUCAAACAUUACCAGAUCCAGGGGCUGGAGUGGAUGGUGUCCCUGUACAACAACAAUCUAAACGGCAUCCUGGCUGAUGAAAUGGGCCUCGGCAAAACCAUCCAAACCAUUGCCCUAAUCACCUACCUGAUGGAGCACAAGAGGAUCAACGGUCCCUUUCUGAUCAUUGUUCCUCUCUCGACUUUGUCUAACUGGGUCUAUGAGCUUGACAAGUGGGCUCCCUCUGUGGUCAAAAUUGCUUACAAGGGCACCCCUGUGUUGCGCCGCGGGCUUGUGCCUCAACUCCGCAGCGGGAAGUUCAACGUCUUGCUGACCACCUAUGAAUACAUCAUCAAGGACAAGCACAUACUGGCCAAGAUUCGUUGGAAGUACAUGAUUGUGGAUGAGGGUCACCGCAUGAAGAACCACCACUGUAAGCUGACGCAGGUGUUGAACACACACUAUGUGGCUCCCCGACGCCUCCUUCUCACCGGUACACCACUGCAGAACAAGCUUCCCGAGCUGUGGGCGCUGCUCAACUUCCUCCUGCCCACCAUCUUUAAGAGCUGCACCACCUUCGAGCAGUGGUUCAACGCCCCCUUCGCCAUGACAGGAGAGAGGGUGGACCUAAAUGAGGAAGAGACCAUCCUGAUUAUCCGACGUUUGCAUAAGGUGCUCCGCCCCUUCCUGCUACGCAGACUGAAGAAAGAGGUGGAGUCUCAGCUGCCAGAGAAGGUGGAGUACGUCGUAAAGUGUGACAUGUCUGCCAUACAGAAGGUUCUGUAUCGCCACAUGCAGAAAGGCAUCCUCCUCACUGACGGCUCAGAGAAAGACAAGAAGGGCAAAGGAGGAGCGAAGACCCUAAUGAACACCAUUAUGCAGCUGAAGAAGAUCUGCAACCACCCAUACAUGUUCCAGCACAUUGAGGAAUCCUUUGCUGAGCACUUGGGCUUUCCAAACGGCUUCAUCAGCGGGCUUGAUCUGUAUCGAGCUUCUGGGAAGUUUGAGCUCCUGGAUCGCAUCCUGCCGAAGCUACAGGCCACCAGCCACCGAGUCCUGCUGUUCUGCCAAAUGACCAGUCUGAUGACAAUCAUGGAGGACUACUUCAGCUACCGCAACUUCCAGUAUUUACGUCUGGAUGGGACCACCAAAUCUGAGGACCGAGCAGCACUGCUGAAGAAAUUUAAUGAAGAAGGAUCGCAGUACUUCAUCUUCCUGCUCAGUACCAGAGCCGGCGGCCUCGGCCUCAACCUGCAGGCUGCUGACACUGUCGUCAUCUUUGACAGUGACUGGAACCCACACCAGGACCUUCAGGCUCAGGACCGGGCUCACCGCAUCGGUCAGCAGAACGAGGUGCGCGUGCUUCGCCUCUGCACCGUCAACAGCGUGGAGGAGAAGAUCUUGGCAGCCGCCAAAUACAAACUCAACGUGGAUCAGAAAGUCAUCCAGGCAGGCAUGUUUGACCAGAAAUCCUCGAGCCACGAGCGCCGUGCCUUCCUCCAGGCUAUUCUAGAGACCGAGGAGCAGAAUGAGGAGGAAGAUGAGAUACCCGAUGAUGAAACUCUUAACCAGAUGAUAGCCCGCAAUGAAGAUGAAUUUGAGCUCUUUAUGCGCAUGGACAUGGACCGACGCCGCGAGGACGCCAGGAACCCAAAGCGUAAGCCUCGUCUCAUGGAGGAGGACGAGUUGCCUUCCUGGAUCAUCAAAGACGAAGCCGAGGUCGAACGGCUCACGUAUGAAGAGGAGGAGGAGAAGAUGUUCGGACGGGGAUCGCGCUGUCGUCGGGACGUAGACUACAGCGACACGCUGACUGAAAAACAGUGGCUGCGGGCUAUCGAGGAUGGAAACCUGGAAGAGAUGGAGGAGGAGAUCCGGCUUAAGAAGCGCAAACGCAAGAGACGUCAGGACAAGGACUCAUCAAGCAGAGACGACGGAGGCUCCAAGGCCAAGAAGAAACGUGGGCGUCCACCAGCUGAGAAACUCUCCCCCAACCCCCCGAAACUCACCAAGCAAAUGAACGCCAUCAUCGAUACGGUCAUCAACUACAGAGAUGGGUCGGGAAGACAACUAAGCGAGGUGUUUGUCCAGUUACCAUCCAGGAAGGAGCUCCCGGAAUAUUACGAGCUGAUCAGGAAACCUGUGGACUUCAAAAAGAUCAAGGAUCGUGUGAGGAGCCAUAAAUACAGAGGGGUGGGAGACCUGGAGAGGGAUGUGAUGCUGCUUUGUCACAAUGCCCAGACCUUCAACCUGGAGGGAUCCCAGAUAUAUGAGGACUCCAUUGUCCUUCAGUCUGUGUUCAAGAGUGCCAGGCAGAAGAUUGCCAAGGAUGACGAGAGUGAUGAUGACAGCGAUGAGGAUGAGGAUGACGAGGAUGAGUCAGAGGCUGAGGCCAAGUCUGUGCGGGUUAAGAUCAAGCUGAGUAAGGAGGCACGCAGCCACGACAAAGGCAAGAAGAGGCAAAGCCGAGGGAAGGCCAAGCCGGUGGUCAGCGACGACGACAGCGACGAAGACCUGGAUGACAAUGAUCAGUCGGACAAGAGCGACGAUGAGUGAGGAGACAAGAGGAUGUCGAUUCUAGCACUUAUAAACAAAAAGGACAAUAUCUUCCAUCACCAUUGUUCAGGUUCAUUAUCUGUAUUUUUUUGAUUUUUACUUCAUUUGUCCUCUUUGUCUGUUUGUAGUGUGUGUUGUCGCACCUUCUCCUACCAGCUUGGAAAUGUAUUACUAAUAAUCGAUAAGCUACAGCAAUACCAAUCUGCUUUUUUCCUGUUUUUAAGACAAAUUUUUAGUAUAUUUUUCAACUCUGUGCUUUAAAAGAAAAUUUAAAUCUCUAUGAAAAAAAAGGAAGAAAAAAAAAGAUUUGGUCAUGCUACACGCGCCUUUGCUUGAUUUGUACUCGCUUGCUUGCACUUUUAGAAAAGUAAAUAUUAACAUCAAAAUAAAAUAAAAAAAAUUUAAAAAAAAAGUGUAAUAAAAAUAAAUGUUUAGCCAAGGACAUCCAAGUUGGAGAGCCACUGGUGAUUUAAAAAAAAAAAAGGCAAUCAAACAAGUUUUUCAUUUUGGGAUUCGUAGUUUCACCUCGUGCAGUGCCAAAUGUUAGAUUGUUUGCUAAACCCCUCCCCCCAACCAGCGAUUGUCCAAUCAUAGCCUAGCAACUGUAACUAGGCACAGCCGAUCCAACGCGUCAAGCUUCAUAUUUCUCCACAUGUUGUAGCUGUGGUGAGAUACUAAGAGUUUGGAGGGUGGUGUCUCUCCAAAACCAAAAACAAGACAGCAAGAAUAGAUUUAUCUGCUCCAGGAUACUACCACAGCUCAAGCCAACGUUAGCAGCUCUCUCCUGCUUGUGAGUGUAUUUGAGGAAGUAAACACUUCCAGCCAAACUUAAAAUACACAAAAUUGUGUUAUGUUUGCCAAACUCAUUCUGAACACCUUUUCUCUUACAGCAUUAAACAUGAAACGUACUGUUUGAAAGUCUGUAAACUCAACAGCCAAACAGUUUGAGGUUAGAACAGAUAUCUGCUUAUGCGUGCACGCUUUUGCAUGCAGUCUGAGUAGUAUUGACCAUUCAUGUUCGAGAGGGCUCUGGUUCCCUGCAGGUAAAUGCUCCACGUGGAGAGCAAAAGAGGCAGAACGCAUUGGCCGAAAUACAACCUCAGAACCCAUCCGCAAUCUUCUGACGUUGAUUUUUAUAAGCUUUUUUGUCCAAUUUAUUUGUGUUUAUAUACAAAUAUCUGUUUAUAAAGAUUAGUCAAAAUGUCAUCUGAAACUGUCUCAAGUUGCUAAUCAAACUGUAGACAAGGAGCGGCGCACAGAUGAGGAAGUCUUGGCCUAUCUGCUGGCUACACCGGAUCUCCUGAAAUAUUGACUGUUAACCCCAGAGGCUUUAUCGUUGUUAGGCCAUAGCCCAUCAGUACUGAGACUGAGAGUCUUAUGCACUAGGCCUGUCUUGCUCUACAGUGCAGCACAAGAACAAUGCAUUCUUUUAUUUUCAUGUCGUCUAUAUGGAUCAUCGGCGGGUGAGGAUCCUAACUUAUUGCCUGGGAUGUGUUAGCUUUAGCUUCUGUCUUUUAGCAUGAUAUUCUCUGAUGUAGCCAUUAAGUGUACAUUGCAUUUUGGAUUUUCAAUCUAAAAUGAGUCUGCUGGAAAUAGCUUUUUCAACCAACUUGCCGAAACUAAGACUAGCUUUUAUUAGCUAGCUACAGCUACAGCUGAUAAAAUCUGCUUGUGUCAGUAGCCCUUUAGCUAAAUCUUCGGUCACCAGCUGGAAAUGAGUAGCCCUUCUUUCCUCUGAUAUAAAAGGAUGCUAUUAUUUUGAAAGAAUGAUUAGCAUUUUGAAUUUAAAUCUGCCACUGCUUUUAUUUAACAGGAAUAAAUUAAUCAAAUGAAUUUUAAAAAAAAAACUAUGAGAAUAGCAACAGUAGUAACCACGAGGGACCAGGCUAAGGGAGCACUCAGUUAAGAGAAACAAAUAUUUUGAAAAUGAAAACCAUUUCUUAAGUCUCUUUAACCAUUAAGUGCUUAUUAAAGACUCUUUUGCAAGAUUCUCAAUUUAAAAUGAGUCGGCUGGAAACAGCUUUUUUAACCAACUUGCCAAAACUAACAUUAGCUUUUAUAAGCUAGCUAUAGAAAUCUCCUUGCGUCAGUGGCCUUUCAGCUAAAUCUUCAGUCACUAGCUUGAAAUGAGAAUCCCUUCUUUUGUCUGAUAUAAAAGGACCCCAUUAUUUAAAAAAUGGUUAGUAUUUUAAAUUUAAAUCUUUCAUCGUUUUUAAUUGAAAAGUAUGACGAUAGCAACAGGAGUAACUAAGAUGGGCCAGGCUAAGCUAACACUCAAUUGAGAGACAGAUCUAUUUAACCAUUAAGUGCUUAUCAAAAACUUUUACAGGAUUCUCAGUUUAAAAAUGAGUCAACUGAAAACAGCUUUUUCAACCAACUUACGUGGCUAACGUUAGCUUAAUUAGCUAGCCGAUGAAAUCUGCCAGCGACAGCAGUUAUAUUAGCAAAAUGUUAACCUGCUUUAUUAUAUCAUUGCGACAGUAAAUCUGCCAGUUUUUAUUAAAUACUAUAAGAAGCUUGACACACAAUAGUUAUUACGAGGGGCGGGGCUUAGCGAACACUUUUGAGAGUGUAAACUAUUUCCUAGGUCUGUAUCCAGUAUAUAUCUUAGCCAGCACAACAAAAUGUCAGUUGUUGCUUGAUGAAUAAAAAAUAACUUUGAGGUUGCCAUAUAUGCUGAAUGCUUUUUUUUUU